This is a messenger RNA of Wickerhamiella sorbophila, 1878 nucleotides long. Its product is annotated as Autophagy-related protein 13. Bases 1 to 1878 code for a protein of 625 amino acids. The record is from RefSeq and is a predicted model, not a curated record. NCBI's taxonomy places the organism in Eukaryota, Fungi, Ascomycota, Dipodascomycetes, Dipodascales, Trichomonascaceae. Gene Ontology annotation, biological process: autophagosome assembly; mitophagy; piecemeal microautophagy of the nucleus. The transcript has a single exon. Gene Ontology annotation, cellular component: phagophore assembly site; Atg1/ULK1 kinase complex; extrinsic component of membrane.
AUGUCUGAACGUGGCAAAUUACAGCAGGUAAUACACAACUUUUUCAACAAGGUGGUGCAAAUAGCUGCCGGGUCGCGGCUAGUGCCAAAUGCUUCAGGGACUGGCAAAACCAACAAGUGGUUCAAUCUCGAAAUUGAGGAGCUGGACGGGAUGCGGGACGAUUUACGGCAGUGGCGUACAGCGGCCGAAAGCGGUACACCGCUCCCUCCACUUGUGGUGGAGGUUUACCUUGAUGUGAGCGAGCUCAAACCCAAGCAAUCGCUUGUUUUCACAGAUGCCCAGGGUAAAACCUGGCCCGGGGAGCGCAAGGAGAUCGUGUUGGAGCGCUGGAUCGUCGAGUUCCGCCCCGACCAAAAGGGCCAGCCGGAAGACUUGCCCGUUGUAUACAAGCGUUGUAUUGUCGCAAUGCGUGCUCUCUAUACUCUUAGCAGACUACUGCCUACUUGGUCGUUGUACCAACGCUUAACAAGACAAAAGCUUGCGGCCAGCCCACUUCGCAUUGGCUGCAGAGCUUUGGAUGGUAGCCGUCCCAUUUCCUCUCGUGGCCGCGUGGGCCUUUCUGAAAAAAUCGGGGCCAGUCCCAGCUCCACCCCUCCAUCGUCGGCACUCUCCGUUUCCCCAGAUGCCACCAGCCAUCUCGCGAGUUAUGCCUUUUCACCCAUAACCACCCCGGCUGGCACCUUAAAUCUGACCAUAUCCUAUCGCACAGAGGUCAAUUUCGGAAUCGACGAUGCGGAUGUGGUGUUUGCCCAACAAUUCUUAGAACUUGACCGGCCGACAGAGCUCUCGACUCCCCGCUCCCGCUCAAGGCCAAUUGUAUCUUUUACCCAGCCAUUCCGCACUCCUGAGCCGGCAGCAAUGAAUACAAAUCGUGCCAGAACACCUAGCAAUGGCAGUGUGGCGAGAGCGAACUCAACCGGACCAAACGCGGGCGGGGUUGUUGGUAGCUCGCCAGUGCCCGUACCUAAAGCUGGCGCCAGUGGAACGGCUGCUGGAUCUUUCAACUCGUCCACCUCGUCGAGUAUGCAUAGGUUUUUGUCGUCGUUUGCUUCUCGCCAGUCUGCCAUGGGUCGCCCUGGGUCUUUGGAGUCACGCCACAGCGUAGACUACCGCAGCAACCCAGUGAGUACAGCGUCCACGCCGUCAAGUUUGGAACCUGGUUCUGGUAUAUAUGUGCCCAACAGUGGCGUUGGUGAUUUCAUGAGAUUCGUCAACGAUACACAGAAGCGUGCCAGCGGGUUCAAGGGGCAUACGUCAACAUCGUUGGACAACUCGCUGUCGAAAUAUCAGAAUAUGCGGCAAUCAUACAUGCAACUUACCGAGUCGCUAAUGCUAUCUUCACAGCGGAUAGAGUCUCCGGUGGAGCCAGGUCCUGUGUCGCCAGUACGCCCGAGUGGGUUUGUAGGGUCGCCAAGCUCAGCACGAUCCCUUAGUCCUUCGCGCCCCAUUCCAUUGAUAGAAAGUCUGAGUCCGACAAACCCGGGGAAUGCGUUUCCUCAUGCAUCAUCUGCCCCCGCUGCCGUGGCCCCUGUCGAGGUUCUAAAUCCCGUUGCCGGCUCAAUUUCACAAGGCAAGCUCUCGGGAGGUGCAGCGAGUGCCCUAGCGCGUUAUGCACACCCCCCGAUUGUGCCGUCUCGGUUAAGCGAGCAGUAUUCUGGACGAAGCCCCAGCGUCAAUGAUCCGCCCCGCAGUCGGCGCCCCAGCAGCACCAGUGUAACGAGCACCAGCCGAACCUCUGCAGCUCAACAACGAGCACGUAAUAGGUUGAGCUAUUACAUUGACAGCGAUACGGCGGGCCCAGGGGACGAAGACGACGACGUCAAGGACGGAUCAGAUGAUGAGCUAUUAUUCGCCAUGAGCGAUAUGAACUGUAUAUGA